AUCAAAAUUAUACAUCAAUACUAUUUUGAUGAAACCAUUGGGUCAAAUGGUUAAUAAACAAAAACAGCGUGAAUUAGGGACAUCAGAACCACAUAAUCUGGGUAACUAAUAGAUAAGUUAUACUAAAGAAAGGGAAUAUUUGCUUGUAUGAAUUUUUAAUAAGUGGAGGAGAACACAACAAACACAUGCUGCACACAGCCAAUACACUCACAUUUAAUUAUGGGCAUUGAAAUGAUAUUGUAGCUCAAACUGGAGUAAUAAAUCUUUUCAUUGGACUUAGAUUAAGCUAAUCCACUGCAUCCAUGACCACUGUGCCUGGUGUCGUCGUAUCCUGUGUUUUCUUUAUUUGUGGGCGUCGUCAGGGCAAAGUUUGCUUGUGUGUGGGCUUCACUCCCGCACGGUAAGAAACAGCGAACGAACAGACGCGAAAGCUCCCUCCCGGUCGUAGUACAUCGCUGUCAGUUGCCGUUAUUAGACGUGAGCUUUUGGUCGGUUGACUUCGUUAUCUUGAUUGCGAAUCUCGUCGCAGCCUCCGCAACCUUUAUAACAUUAUAGAUUCGGAAAGCCAAAAAAGUCACACAAAAAUAUAAACAAAUUUAAAAAAAAAAAACAAAAAUAAAAUAUAAAAUUACAGACAGUUUAUUAUGUUUUACUCUUGUCUUGUAAUGUGUGACUAAAUAUACAUAUUUUAUCAUUUCGCUAUCUGCAAUUAAAAUAUUCUAUGUUUGCGUGCGAUCCAAAAUUAACUGUGCUGAGCAGCGACGCCUCGUCAACAUAUUUGCGCAAUUUCUGUCUGUGUCCAUUGCUGAGCUGUUUAAUUGUGCAGCCCAGCACAAAGAGCGAGAGACGAGGAAGUGUGUGCCAGGUUCGUGCUCCCUGUCCACACCCGCAACUGACCUCCAGCUGAGAUGUUCGCAGUGGGAGGCAACAGCUACAGCAGUCAGUGAAAAGUACGGCAAAUACAUAUGCUCAACUGCGAACGGAGAGUAAGCUGCAAAUGUACAGGAGUGCAUUUAAGGGCUGAGCCUCUACAAUAAGCAAUUGCCUUGGCAGUUAGUUACCUAUCGACAGCCUUGACAGCCGCGACAUUUCGUAUGGCCGAGGAGGAGCUGCAAGCGUUAGUCGAGAGCCUGGAUGGCGCCUCGGCGGAGAACAUUGCCAAUGCCAUUGCCAACUUCUCAUUGGAUAUGCUGCAGCGAGCCAGCGCCCUAAUUGGCACCCAGCAGCUGCACAGCGGUGCUCUACUUAUCAAUCGAACCCUGGAAGAACAGUGCAGGCACCAAGUAGAGCUGGAGCAGCGCCUAUACAGUAACAGCAGCAGCAGCAGCAAUGCAUCAUCAAAUGUCAAGCCGGAUUUGCAUUGUCCCACCUCCUUUGAUUCGGUGCUGUGUUGGCCGCGUACCAAAGCCAGCAGUUGGGCUGUGCUGUCCUGUUUCGAGGAGUUUAAAGGUGUACACUAUGACACAACAGAGAAUGCAACGCGAUAUUGCCACGCGAAUGGCACAUGGAAUCAUUACUCCAACUAUAGCAGCUGCCACCAGCAGUCGGGCUCCGUGGCCGAUGUCCCAGAUUUCUCGGCUAGCGUCGACCUGCCUGCCAUUAUCUAUACUGGUGGUUAUUUUAUGAGUUUUGCAACUUUGGUGGUGGCGCUUAUAAUAUUCCUAAGCUUUAAAGACUUACGCUGUCUGAGAAACACAAUCCAUGCGAAUCUAUUUCUAACUUACAUCACCUCGGCGCUGCUCUGGAUCCUAACACUCUUCCUGCAAGUGAUAACCACUGAAUCUAGUCAGGCUGGCUGCAUUACGCUGGUCAUAAUGUUUCAAUACUUUUACCUGACUAAUUUUUUCUGGAUGUUCGUCGAAGGUCUCUAUCUUUAUAUUUUGGUCGUACAAACGUUCUCCAGCGAGAAUAUUAGCUUUGUUAUCUACGCAUUGAUUGGCUGGGGCUGUCCGGCUCUCUGUAUUUUGGUGUGGUCCAUUGCCAAGGCAUUUGCAUCACAUCUGGAGAACGAGCAUUUUAAUGGGCUGGAAAUUGAAUGUGCCUGGAUGCGAGAAUCUCAUAUUGAUUGGAUAUUCAAAGGGCCCGCUUCGUUGGCGAUUCUUGUUAAUUUAGUCUUUCUUAUACGUAUUAUGUGGGUGCUCAUCACCAAACUGCGUUCGACGCAAACAUUCGAAACGCGACAGUAUUAUAAGGCCUCUAAGGCUCUGCUGGUGCUAAUACCCCUCUUUGGCAUCACCUAUCUACUGGUGUUAACUGGACCCGAGCAGGGCAUUAGUCGAAAUCUCUUUGAGGCAUUACGCGCCUUUCUACUCAGCACGCAGGGUUUCUUCGUGGCUCUGUUCUAUUGCUUUCUGAACUCAGAAGUGCGGCAGACGUUGCGACAUCGUUUCGUCAUAUGGCGGGAGAGCCGAAACAUUCAUCGCAGCAACUCCCGCAAGAAUCGCAGACAUCGCACAUCCAAAGACUACUCGCAGCGCUCGCGUACUGAAAGUCUACGACUGACUUCGACAAGUCCCGUGCCCGCUGGACAUUUAGAAUGAUAUAUAUGUACAUACCGCACGCCGCGCGUGUUAUAUACAUAUAAAUAUAUUUGUCUAUAAGUAUUGUAUUGAGCAGACUAUUAAAGUAUUAAUUUUUGCAAGUUACAACGAACUGGAAUUACUUAUUCAACUUUAAAUUAUAUAUUAAUCCCAAUCUCUUACAGCACCGAGGAGUGCGUCAUCUGCUUGAGACCCUCGCUGCACACACGUAUUGGCUCAUUGAAUCGCUUUCACAGCAUAGAUUUAACCGACUUUGUUUAAAAGCUGAGAAUUUAUAAUUGUAAAAACACAAAAAACAAAGACACAAAUAUGAAUUGAAUUGAAC
This is a messenger RNA of Drosophila hydei, 2865 nucleotides long. It is a transcript of the gene Dh44-R2, whose product is annotated as diuretic hormone receptor. The record is from RefSeq and is a predicted model, not a curated record. NCBI's taxonomy places the organism in Eukaryota, Metazoa, Arthropoda, Insecta, Diptera, Drosophilidae. Gene Ontology annotation, molecular function: diuretic hormone receptor activity; G protein-coupled peptide receptor activity; peptide hormone binding. Bases 1095 to 2540 code for a protein of 481 amino acids. Gene Ontology annotation, biological process: adenylate cyclase-modulating G protein-coupled receptor signaling pathway; cell surface receptor signaling pathway. Gene Ontology annotation, cellular component: plasma membrane. The transcript has 12 exons.